Messenger RNA from Sporothrix schenckii 1099-18, 3003 nucleotides. Its product is annotated as translation initiation factor IF-2. Gene Ontology annotation, molecular function: GTPase activity; GTP binding; translation initiation factor activity. NCBI's taxonomy places the organism in Eukaryota, Fungi, Ascomycota, Sordariomycetes, Ophiostomatales, Ophiostomataceae. The transcript is spliced from 3 exons. Gene Ontology annotation, biological process: translational initiation. Bases 1 to 3003 code for a protein of 1000 amino acids. The record is from RefSeq and is a predicted model, not a curated record.
AUGUUCUCAACGGCCAAAAUUUCUGAUUUUACGACAGAAGCUCUGCAAGGAACAUUAAAGCGUUUCGACCGCCUAACCUUUGCCAUGAUACGCGGGAACCUACACCAUGGGCCCCGACAGUCGUGUCCGUCAAUCCAACUUCUCAUUCGACUGCAUCAGCCGGCAGCAUCAACAAGCUGUCUCCAUACAUCGCAACGGAGAUGGUAUGAACGAGAUUGGUCCCAGGCGUCCGUCAAUACCCCAUCUUAUCCGAAGCGCAGGUAUGGCCCGCCUCAACGUGAAGCAGCCACCACAGGCCGCAUAAGCCCUUUCAGCAGAGAGUUGCCAAAGGAUCGAAGGCCGAGUCUAUUUGCGCAAACUCCUAACCAACCUCCGAGACCACCCCCGUCACCAGGUUUAAGUGGCCCAUCUAGCCCCUCUAACGGAGAAUUGGAUUCCGGCCAAGGAAAUGCGUGGGGGAAGUUGGCUCAGAGGCCGUCUUUCCGGCGCCCAGGCGGUCAACAAUCCCAGGGAGACGGCCAUCUAGUACCAACGUUUCGGCGCCAACCUAUCAAGCCGGCCUCUAGAUACCUGCCUGGCGAAAUACAGACCUCGUUGCGACCUGAGCCAAUCCGGCGAAGUCCGGAACCGGGCUCAAACGCCACAAAUGGGAACCCGCAAAGUACGGAUCAAUUCUGGUCGCAGUUGGAGUCACGCGUCGGAAAGGGCUCCGCAGAGCGAGAUGGACGGCAACAAAAAAAUACAGCAGGCCGGUUGGAUCAGGCGCCUCGAUCUCCGCGAAACAUUGGGGCGCACACUGGGCGGGGCAACCGGACUAGGAGCGAAGGUGUCGCCAGUAGCAAGGGGCAGGUUUCCCAGUGGAUUGGAGAGCAAAGUAACGCAUUUGGUCCCGACUUUGAUACAAAUGUUCCGACAAUCAUGGCCCCGGAAUUUGGGUCUCAUGGUGGCCGCGGACUUCGUACGAAGCAUCGCAAAGAAAAGCCCGUGUCAUCGAAAUCAAAGGGUAGAGGACGCUCCCAAGACAGGGGAUUUGUGACGGACGGGGAAGACGAUUUCGAAGAUUUCGACAGGGUUGCCGAAGACCGGCGCGAGCGCAAAGCGGAGAAAAAGCGUCAGCGUGAAAAAGCGGCGUCGGGGCCGACACCAAUCCUAUUACCACAGUUUAUCAGUGUCUCAGACCUGGGACAGGCUCUUCGCGUAAAGCCACAAAUAUUUAUGCAACAACUCGGCGAACUUGGCUUCGAGGACAUAACUCUCGAAAGCGUCAUGACAGGUGAGACGGCCGCGCUUGUCGCGCAGGAAUAUGGCUACGAACCGACGGUGGACACUGGCGCGACGAUCGACCUUAAGCGCAGCCCACCACCUGAAGAUCCUUCAACGCUACCAUCACGACCGCCUAUCGUGACGAUCAUGGGCCACGUCGACCACGGCAAGACGACGAUGUUGGACUGGCUACGCAGUUCGUCUGUGGCUGCUCAGGAACACGGUGGAAUCACACAACACAUUGGAGCCUUCUCCGUCGCGCUCAAUAAUGGGAAGCUAAUCACAUUCCUGGAUACGCCGGGCCAUGCGGCAUUCCUGACCAUGCGUCAGCGUGGUGCCAGUGUUACUGACAUCGUGAUUCUGGUCGUGGCUGCGGAUGACGGUGUCAAACCGCAAACGCUGGAGGCACUGAAACAUGCACGAGCCGCUAACGUACCAAUCAUUGUGGCCAUCAACAAGGUUGACAAAGACGAGGCCCGUGUUGACCAGGUCAAGGCCGACCUUGCACGUCACGGCAUCGACAUCGAAGAUUUUGGUGGCGAUGUGCAAGUUGCAUGCGUGAGCGGGAAAACCGGUCUUGGCAUGGAUGUACUCGAAGAAAAUAUCCUCACUCUCUCCGAGAUUUUGGAUGUACGGGCGGAUCCCAACGCGAUGGCCGAGGGCUGGGUGCUCGAGUCGAGCGUGAAGAGCAUUGGGCGGUCAGCAUCUGUCCUGGUGAAGAGUGGCACCUUACACAAGGGUGACUUCAUUGCUGCCGGGACCUCAUGGGCCAAGAUUCGCUUGAUGCGAAACGAAGCCGGUGUGGAGGUCGAAGAGGCUCACCCAGGAACCCCAAUCGAGAUCCUGGGCUGGAGAACCCUUCCUGAUGCCGGCGACGAAGUUCUUCAAGCUCCGACAGAAGGACGCGUCAAAGAAGCGAUUAACUACCGCCUUGAUGCCAAAGAACGCGAAAUGGCGGUCUCUGAAGCAGAGGCACAGGAGCAAAGAGACAAAGAAAGGACAGCGUUGGCCGAAGCGGCGGCUGUCGCUGCCAUGACCGAAAAUUCCAGGCGAAAGCCAAAUGCCGCUGUUGCAGGUGAUAGCGCAACGAGGGAUGCAGAAGAAGGCAAUGGCCUAAAGACAUUAAACUUCAUUGUCAGGGGUGACGUUAUGGGCUCUGUUGAAGCGGUAUGUGCGGCCAUUAUGGAGAUUGGUAACAAUGAGGUCAGGCCAGUGGUGCUGCGCUCAGCGCCUGGUCAGGUUACGGAAUCUGAUAUUGAGCACGCUGCCGUAACGAACAGCAUCGUGGUCAACUUCAACUCGACGCUACAUGGCACAAUCAAGAAGAUGGCCAAGGAUGCCGGCGUUGCGGUUCUGGAUUACACUGUCAUUUACCACUUGGUUGACGAGAUCAAGGACAGACUUUCAGAGCUGCUGCCGCCGAUUAUCACGAGUAAGGUCCUGGGUGAAGCCGAGGUUUUACAGGUGUUCCCGAUCAACCUGCGCGGCCGUGUGUUCAAGAACAUUGCCGGAUGCCGAGUGCGCAACGGCCAAGUAACCCGUACCGGCUUAUAUAGGCUGUUCCGGAACAACAAGUUGAUUUUCCAAGGUAAAUUGGAGACUCUCAAGCAUGGCAAGAAAGAAGUAAGUGAGAUGCGCAAGGGUACUGAAUGCGGCAUGUCGUUUGAAGAAUGGGAAGACAUCGAGGUUGGCGACAAGAUCCAAGCCUACGAAGAAAUCCGUGAGAAGAGGCGGCUAUAG